This is a messenger RNA of Anisakis simplex (herring worm), 666 nucleotides long. The record is from the annotation of a GenBank genome assembly. NCBI's taxonomy places the organism in Eukaryota, Metazoa, Nematoda, Chromadorea, Rhabditida, Anisakidae.
AUGUCUCGAGGAAGCAGUGCAGGUUUCGAUCGACACAUCACUAUAUUUUCACCUGAGGGCCGCGUUUAUCAAGUUGAAUAUGCCUUCAAAGCGAUCAACUCAACAAAUCUGACGGCUGUGGCUGUCAAAGGUAUUGACUCGGCAGUUAUCGCGGUCCAGAAACGAGUUCCUGACAAACUAAUUGUUGCCGAUUCAGUGACUAGUGUCUAUCAACUGACACCGACGAUUGGCUGUGCGAUGGUUGGAAUGAUACCCGAUAGUAAAUUCCAAGUAAAACGUGCACAAGCCGAAGCGGCACAGUGGAAGUACGAAAAUGGUUACAAUAUGUCAGUGGAAGAUCUGAGUAGACGUAUGGCUGACCUCAAUCAAUAUUACACACAAAACGCUGAACUUAGAUCGCUGGGAUGUGUUAUGUUGUUGAUCUCAUACGAUGAUGAGGAUGGACCGGAAAUCUUCCGAGUCGAUCCGGCUGGUUAUUAUCGUGGUAUGCGUGGUGUUGGUGUUGGGGUUAAACAGCAACCGGCGAAUAGCUUCUUGGAGAAGAAACUCAAAAAGAAGACUGAUUUCGAUUAUAAUGGCACUGUUCAGCAAGAAGGAAAAGAAGCCUUUAAUGUGAGGAGAUUCUUUCUUCUGGAUGGAGGUUAUUUAUUGUUUGGAAUAGAUUGA